This is a messenger RNA of Pocillopora damicornis (cauliflower coral), 1596 nucleotides long. RefSeq lists its product as uncharacterized. Lineage: Eukaryota; Metazoa; Cnidaria; Anthozoa; Scleractinia; Pocilloporidae. The record is from RefSeq and is a predicted model, not a curated record.
AGGACGAUAUAAUUACUGUAUUUCCUCCGCUAAGUGCCCGGGCGCUGGAUCGAGUCAGGAAGGGGCUCCUAAUAUAGAGGUUGGGCGCUUGUUCCAAGGGCGAUUUACUUAAGAGGAGCUCGCUUAUUGGAGGAAAUACGGUGAUUGAAAUUGUUUACGUUUUUGUUGUCUUCGGCUUGUUUCAGGUCCAUGUGGUUGAGUCUUCAAGCAUUGCUGAUCAUUGUAGGACUUACGCCUUAAGUUACUCAACAGACUCUGACUUCCAAGGCCACUGCAGUCAUUCACACAACGAAACAUGUGCACAGUGUUGCCAGCUGCAAGAAGUUCUAAGCAUCUUGGAGAGUGAGUGUUCAAGUGCAGUUUGUAAUGAGGAGCAGAAAUCGGACAUGCUACACGCUGUUAAGCAGGCCAGAAAUAAUAUCAUGAGCUGGAAAGCCCACCAGUUGCACUCCGUUCACCAAGAUCAGGCCAAAUGUUCUGUUCUAGCUAAAAUGAAGAGCAAAUGCGACGUGUUACUAGUGCAGGAUUGGGCAAUGAAAUUUAUGCCACGAAAAUUUCGAGAGCCGCAAUCAGACUGGUUUGCUAAGCGCGGUUUACCAUGGCACAUAACAGUUGCUAUUAGGAAGUCGGAAGAAGGCGAGCAGUUUGAGUCUCAAACAUUCGUACAUGUCUUUCAGAACUGUUUAUAAGACAGUGCUGUAGUGGUAUCGAUAAUGCAGGAUUGUCUUGUUUCGCUGAAGAAGGAAAUGCCGGAAUUAGAAAGGGCGUUUUAUAAACAAGAUAAUGCUGGCUGUUACCACAAUGGAUACACUAUCAUUUCAGCAAAAUUUGCAGGCGACAUUGCUGGCGUGGGCGUGGAACGGAAUGACUUUCCCAAUCCUCAAGGUGGAAAAGGAAUAUGCAACCGCCAAGCAGCGACUAUUAAAGGAGACAUUGGAAGAUAUGUAAACGAGGGCAAUGAUGUGACAACAGCAAUUAAGCUCAAAACAGCCAUAGAGUCUGGUCCAAGAUCUUGCGCUAAGGCUAGUUACGUUACAUUCAACCCGUCAAGCACUCAGCACGUCAAAUGGGAUGGUGUAAGCUUACUCAACAACUUCAAGUAUGAGGAGAACGGAAUACGAGCGUGGAGGGCAUUUAACGUGGGUCCUGGAAAGUUGCUACCGUGGUCUCAGUUUGAAGGAGUUUUGCAGGUCCCGGAAACUCUUGAAGUGGUUGAUCCCCCAUCGCAGAAAUUGAGUACUAAGCCAUCUUUCAAGAAGGUGAGACACAGACAUGUAAAUAAAAAAUCUGCAAGUGAUCCAAACGCAGCCAGUGAUGCCAAUAGCCGAGAACAAGAAGGUGAUGAUGGUGAAAACGAGCAAGCCUUGCCACUUUUCCCAUGCCCCAAGGAAGGGUGCAUUAAAACAUACAGCCGCUUUGUAUCAUUACAAGCACAUCUAGACACGGGGAAACACAAGCGACUACCUGAACAGGAAACGCUGUAUGACAAAGCAAAACGAGGAUAUACUUCAAAGCUAAUGGAUGAAGGUAGCAGGAUUUCCACUGUGCAGUUACAAUGUGAAGAACAAAACAGCUAAUGCUUUUCACCCCUUACAA